CUUGCACCAUAUAUUUAUGCAGCUAUCGAUAGCCUUUCGCUUUUGUUGCAGAUAGUAAUUGAAUUCCUAGCUUAAAAAAUGUCCGCCUCAAUCACAACCAAAAGCACUCUGAUCUCUACAAUUAUCUCUGGCAUACUGAGCUUUGUUAUUUUUGCAACGCUGCGUUUCUAUGCCCAAUGGUUUAAUGAUUCCCAACUAAAUAUUUUGUUUGGCGGCUAUCUGUUUUCUUGGUUGUUUAUAUUAAGCCUCACAUGUUUAUCAAAUGCUGAAAUGCUGAUCUUCGGGCCUGAUUUUCAAGCCAAACUUGUGCCGGAGAUUUUAUUAUGUUUAUCGUUAACAGCGGCUGCUGCGGGCGUUGUUCAUCGCGUUUGUGCAACAACCAGUAUUCUAUUCUCCCUGGUGGGAUUGUAUUUUCUUAAUCGAAUCUCUUCCAACUACUACAACAGUGUGGUGGUGCCCGUGGAUGUCCCUAUGCGGAAAAGCGCAAAAAAGUAUAAAUAAUAAAACAUAAAUGUGUGUGUUAUAUAUAACAUG
Molecule: messenger RNA, 534 nt
Organism: Drosophila novamexicana
Lineage: Eukaryota; Metazoa; Arthropoda; Insecta; Diptera; Drosophilidae
Product: protein KRTCAP2 homolog
Exons: 3
Coding region: 79-501 (140 amino acids)
Source: RefSeq, a predicted model, not a curated record